UAACAUCACUAUAGGUACAGGGGUUGGGGCUGGAAAACCGCCUACGCUUACGCCUUCACGCAAUUCUCGACCGAAACCAAUCUAUUUAAAACGCUCAAUUUCCCGCGUCCCGUCGGAAUUGAGAUGUUAUACAUAAAUACAUCCAAGCAUUCCCUUGAAAUAAUCAGUAGAAAUCGUCUCUGGGCGCGAUUACACUUGUGCCGUUUCCUUGUGCAUUUUAUAAGUGAUUCAAUGACGAGAACGUGUUCCAUUUAGCAGUGACAUACAAUUUUUGUAUAUAAUAUUGAUUGUGAACCGUGCUUGUUGAAUACUGAAUGUGUUAUAAUGAAUUUAGUGGACGGAGCAAUGCAAACAUUGCACGAUAAGAGGAAAUAACGAAUCUAUGCUAAGGAUACAGCGCGGUGUAUUGAUGUUUAUGUGGAGCGCACGACCGGUGGCGACAUCUGGUGGGGUGAUGUGGUGGGAAGAUGUGGCGCGGGUGGCGUUGCCUUCUGGUCAUGUUGAACGCAGUCGCCGCUCUAUCGCCCGUCAUUAAGAUUGGUGCCAUAUUCACGGAGGAGGCGCGCGGGGGCAGCGCAGAGCUGGCGUUCAAGUACGCGGUGUACAGGAUCAACAAGGAGAGGACCCUGCUGCCGAACAGCACCCUCAUCUACGACAUACAGUACACCACCACCAGGGACUCCUUCAGGACCUAUAAGAAAGCCUGCCUCCAGAUCAAGUCCGGUGCUGUCGCUAUCUUCAGUAGCGCAGGUCCACUGCUGGGCUCGACGCUCAGCGCUAUGUGCACCUCUCUCCACACUCCCCACUUCAAGGUCGCCCCUGAGCAUUACCCGUCCCAUAAUCAGACGGAUUCCUUCACGAUCAACCUGUUUCCACCUCGGGACCUAAUAGACAAGGCAUUCCUGGAUCUCGCCAAUUACCUUAACUGGACGAGGAUGGGGAUCAUCUACGAGGACUAUGGUUAUGGGGAGCUCAACAUCCUAAAUAUAGCACGAGACGGCCGCAGUAUGUAUGCGGUACGGUGCAGCUCGCCGCACGACUACCGGCGAGCCCUAACGCAGCUGAAGGCUCAGGACAUAGCGUAUAUCAUUGUUGACACCGACCCGAAGAAGAUGCACCAGUUGGCCAGAGCUAUUCUACAGCUGCAAAUGAACAACGAGAAUUACCACUACAUCUUCACAUCGUUUGACAUGGAACUAUUCGACUUGGAGGAUUUCUACUACAAUCGAGUGAACAUGAGUGGCUGGAGGCUGGUGGACCGAGGAUCUGAUAAAGUGAAAGAGGCACUCCAAGUCAUGGAGAAGUUCCACCCCAUUGGAGCGUCGAUACUUAGCGGUGGACAGAUUAAGACUGAACCGGCAUUGCUGUAUGAUGCUGUACAAGUUCUGGCCAUGGCUUUAGCGUCCACCGACGGUUUGCAGUCUGCCAACGUGUCCUGUGACAAGGAAACGCCAUGGAGUCACGGGAAGGCAUUAUUGGAUAGCAUAUAUUCUGUGAAAGCCCAUGGCCUCACAGGACCAAUCGAGUUCAAGAACGGUAGUCGAACCAACUUCACUCUACAACUGAUGAGGUUGUCAGGCGGCGAGGAAGGGGCAGUGGUACUCUCCGGACACUGGACACCGACUGAGGGUCUGGAGGUGACUGAUCCAGCCGCGUACAGAAGAGAUCCACCACCUAAUGUCACUCUUACAGUUGUUACAGUAGAGGAGAAACCUUACGUCAUGGUGAAGGAAGGUUGGAACCUGCAGGGCAAUGCUCGUUUCGAAGGGUUCUGUAUAGAUCUGCUGGCCAGGGUGGCGGCGAGGGCCGGCUUCCACUACAAACUGCGUCUGGUCCCCGACAACAUGUACGGAGCCAGAGACCCUGAUACUGGUCAAUGGAAUGGAAUCGUCAGGGAAUUAGUAGAUAGGAAAGCGGACAUAGCGGUCGCAUCGAUGACCAUAAACUAUGCUAGAGAAGCGGUCAUAGACUUCACGAAGCCUUUCAUGAAUCUCGGUAUUGGGAUAUUGUUCAAGGUGCCAACAUCUCAGCCGACCAGGCUGUUCAGUUUCCUCAAUCCGUUGGCCAUAGAAAUAUGGCUGUACGUGCUGGCCGCUUAUGUCUUGGUGUCAUUUACAUUAUUCGUUAUGGCCAGGUUCUCACCUUAUGAAUGGUCGAGCAGUACACACGUGUGUGGGCACGAGACGAAGUUGCUCACGAAUCAGUUCAGUGUAUGCAACUCAUUCUGGUUCAUAACCGGCACUUUCCUGAGACAGGGCUCCGGUCUUAAUCCUAAGGCUACCUCAACAAGGAUAGUGGGGGGUAUAUGGUGGUUCUUUACCCUGAUCAUUCUGUCCUCGUACACGGCUAAUUUGGCCGCCUUCCUCACCGUGGAGCGAACCGUCCUGCCGAUACAGAGCGCCGCCGACCUUGCUGCCCAGACCAGCGUGCAGUAUGGCACGCUGAAUGGUGGUUCCACCAUGACUUUUUUUAGGGAUUCGAAUAUAGACAUCUACCAGAAAAUGUGGCAGCACAUGUCGACUGCCUCCCCGCCGGCGUUGGUUUCCUCCUACGAGGACGGUGUGAAGAGAGUCCUGAUGGGGAACUACGCCUUCCUCAUGGAGUCCACGAUGCUGGACCACAGAGUCCAGAGGGACUGCAACUUGACGCAGAUUGGAGGACUGUUAGACUCAAAGGGUUACGGCAUAGCGACCUGGAAAGGUAGUCCAUGGAGGGAUAAAAUAUCCCUGGCCAUCCUGGAGCUCCAAGAGAAAGGUGUCAUACAGAUUUUGUAUGACAAAUGGUGGAAGAAUACAGGGGAUGUGUGCAACAGAGACGGGAAGGACAGUAAGGCGAACCCGUUAGGGGUGCAGAAUAUUGGCGGUGUGUUCGUGACGCUGUUAUGCGGUUUAGCGUUAGCCAUAAUGGUGGCCAUACUGGAGUUCUGCUGGAACACCAAGAAGAACGCGUCCCAAGGGCGGCAGUCGCUCUGUAGCGAGAUGGGGCAGGAGUUAAGAACGGCUAUGAGAGGCGGUUCAUCAACCAGAACGGUGUUAAGAGCAGGCUGCUCUAGAUGUUCACCAGCGACGCAUGUGCCACCAGCGCCUUCUAGAUAUGAGGAGACCCCGAACAGCAGCGUGGAGCUGAAGGAGCUGCGCUGGUCGUAGCGAGCGGCGCGGCGCGGCGGCUCGGCGCCCGCCUCGCCCGCGCGCGCGCGCUGCCACCACCACUCCUUCAGGCGCUGCCACCACUACAAUUCCGUCGGCUCGCUUCGGCGUACGACGUCGUAUGUAAUGAAAGAGCAAAGAGACCCUCCCAAGAAGCAUGUGCAGAUAUUAGCGUAGUUAUACAACGCGUUUUUGUAUAAAACAUUUAUAUACAUAUAUAUAUAAGAAUUAGACUCUUUGGCGGGACGUGGGAUACAUUUUGAUACAUUUUGUU
This is a messenger RNA of Galleria mellonella (greater wax moth), 3420 nucleotides long. RefSeq names its product glutamate receptor ionotropic, kainate 2. Gene Ontology annotation, biological process: monoatomic ion transport. The transcript has 21 exons. Gene Ontology annotation, cellular component: postsynaptic membrane; plasma membrane. Gene Ontology annotation, molecular function: glutamate-gated receptor activity. Bases 468 to 3146 code for a protein of 892 amino acids. The record is from RefSeq and is a predicted model, not a curated record. NCBI's taxonomy places the organism in Eukaryota, Metazoa, Arthropoda, Insecta, Lepidoptera, Pyralidae.